AUGGAUUUAGAUAGUAAUGCUUACUAUAAGCUUUGUUCGCCUGAUCCUGAUCGUGAUGAUAGAUAUAAUAAGAUAAUAAAAGCAAUACACCUUUUACAACAUAAAUAUGAUAAUGAAACACCAGAAAUGUGGUGCUCUCGUAUCCGUGGUCCAUUUAGAAAAAUACUUGAAGAGAACCCAGAAAUAUUUUCUAAGAAUGGAUAUAUUCGCAUGUAUGCAAAGUUUUAUGAAGAUGGUAAAGGGUUCCAUCCUAGCGGAAAUCUAACAAAUUAUAUAUAUUGUAGUGUGUGUGACUCCCUAGUAUUCAUCCCUGAAAGGCUUAUAGGCGAAUUUCUCUAUCGAGAUGGCCACUUGAAGAGAUGUAUUGUUAGCAAAGCUAACCCAAUCGAACAUGCAAGAAAAAAAGAAAUUCUUCAAUCUAUUGAUAGAAGGGAAUUUAAUAUCUGGCAAUAUAAACAGUAUAUAUUACAAGAAGAGGCUGAAAUGAAGCGUCUUCAGCUAGAGCUUUCAUCCCAAUCUCUUUCACACUCAGAGAAGGAUAAAUUGGCAUCGAUAUCAUAUGAUUUUGAUUCUCGUACAAUUGGCUAUGAAACAUAUAAGCAGGAUAAAAUGACUAUAGCUGAAAAUAUUAUGCCAAGUGCUCCAAGUUUCAAGCCAGCUUGUAUUUCUAUUACCUCUGGUAACCAAGAAAUGGUUUCACCUAAUUCUUAUCAAUCAUCAAAUUAUAAAAGUGAUACAGGCGAAUUAUUUAUCUCGUCUCAGUAUGCAAAACAGCCAAAAGGCACUAUGUUGAGAUUGAGGGAUGGGAGAGUACUCACGGUCGUCUAA
Messenger RNA from Rhizophagus irregularis DAOM 181602=DAOM 197198, 828 nucleotides. RefSeq lists its product as uncharacterized. The record is from RefSeq and is a predicted model, not a curated record. Lineage: Eukaryota; Fungi; Glomeromycota; Glomeromycetes; Glomerales; Glomeraceae.